UUAUUCUUGGAAAAUUUCGCACCACUUGUGAAUUCCUUGAACCUGGGCAUUGCAAACCCACUUCUGUUGGGCCCAUCUCCUUUGCACUUUGCUCAGAUUAAGACUCAGUUGGCGCUGCAGCAGCUGAAUGCCAUUGCCUCACAUGGUUCAACACCACCUUACACUUUAUUAAAUCAGGCUUUCUUGAAAAUAGCCAUGUCGAGACCCAGGUUUAAUCCUCGAGGAAACUUUCCACUUCCAAGGCCCCGAGCACCUAACCCAUCUGGGAUGAGGCCUCCAGGACCAUUUAUGAGACCUGGAUCUAUGGGUCUUCCAAGAUUUUAUUCGGCAGGAAGAGCCCAAGGAAUUCCACAAAGAUUUGCUGGCCAUGAACCUUACCAGAACAUGGGACCACAGAGAAUGAAUGUCCAGGUAACUCAGCACCGAACUGAUCCAAGAUUGACCAAAGAAAAAUUGGAUUUUCAUGAAGCUGAGCAAAAGAAGGAGAAGCCUCUUGGUGGCCGGUGGGAGGAGUCCCACCUGUCUGCUUCAGUCGGAAUGAAGCCGAGUGCUGUGGCUGCAGAGCCGAGUCCUAAAGUGCAGAGUCGCUAUACGAAAGAGAGUGCCUCAAGUAUCUUAGCAAGUUUUGGAUUAUCUAAUGAAGAUUUAGAAGAGCUCAGUCGCUAUCCUGAUGAGCAGCUGACUCCUGAAAAUAUGCCAUUAAUAUUGAGGGAUAUACGGAUGCGAAAAAUGGGACGCCGAUUACCUAACUUACCCUCUCAGAGCAGAAAUAAAGAAAUACUUGGUACUGAAGCAGUUUCAAGAAAUGUGAUUGAUUAUGGGCAUGCAAGCAAAUACGGCUACACUGAAGAUCCACUUGAAGUACGUAUUUAUGACCCUGAAAUUCCAACAGAUGAGGGCAAGAAUGAAUUUCCAUCACAGCAGAGCAUCUCUGGAUCUACUCCUGCUUCAAAUGUAAUAUGUGAUUCUAUGUUUCCUGUUGAAGAUGUGUUCAGACAGAUGGACUUCCCCAAUGAAUCCUCUGAUAAUCAGUCUUUCUUCUCGAUUGAGAGUGGAACCAAGAUGUCAGGCUUACACAUGUCAGGAGGACAGUCAGUCCUUGAACCUGUAAAAUCUGUGAGCCAGCCUAUUAGCCAAACCAGUAGCCAGACAGUGAGCCAGUCUCUGGUUACUUCAUCUGUGAACCAGCAGCCUUUUUCUAAGGAAUUAAUUUCAACUGUAAGCCAACAAGAGCGGAUCUCUCAUGAACCUGUGAUGGACUCAUCUAAAGUAUCAGGAGGAAGUAAAAAGAAUUACCAGUCAGAGACUGAUGAACCCUUUCGGUCUCCCUUUGGGAUUGUGAAAGCAUCAUGGCUUCCAAAGUUUUCACAUGCUGGUGCCCAGAAGAUGAAGAGACUGCCAACUCCUUCUAUGAUGAAUGAUUAUUAUGCAGCAUCUCCGAGAAUAUUUCCACAUUUGUGUUCUCUCUGUAACGUAGAAUGUAGUCAUUUGAAGGAUUGGAUUCAGCAUCAGAAUACUUCAACUCACAUUGAGAGCUGCCGACAGUUACGCCAACAGUAUCCUGAUUGGAAUCCUGAAAUCCUUCCAUCAAGAAGAAAUGAAGGCGAUAAAAAAGAGGAUCGAACUCCAAGACGACGUUCUCAUUCCCCCAGUCCUAGGCGUUCUAGGAGGUCAAGUUCAAGUCAUAGGUUACGGAGGUCUCGAAGCCCUGUGCGUUACAUAUAUAGACCCAGAAGUCGAAGUCCAAGGUUGUGCCAUCGUUUUGUUUCUAGAUACAGAUCCAGAUCCCCUAAUCCAUCACAUCGAUUGAGAAAUCCAGUGAGCCCUGAUUUCUAUCGAUCAGUUCGCCCUGAAAGGACAUCAAGGAGAUCAGUGAGAUCACCAGAUAGAGAAAAAGCCGUAGAAGAUGUAGCACAACGAUCUGUACAUGGAGCAGAAACUGGUAAAAAGAAGCAUUCUGAACCAUCUGAUAAAGGACACUCACCAGCACAAAAGUCUAAACCUAGCACUGGAUCAAAACCAUCAGUGAAAUCCUCAGGAUCUGCUAAGAGUGAUUCAAGUACCCGUUACAAGCCAAAGAAUCCUGAAGAUAAUAACUUACCAGAAAGUAAAGAAACAGCUGAGAAACCUGUCCAGCGUAAGGUCAGUGAUUCUGCAAUUUACCUGUCUUCAGCUAUUGUUGUAUCUGAAUUACCAGAGGAUGGAUGUACUGAAGAAGAUAUUAGAAAAGUAUUUCAACCAUUGGGAAAACUGAAUGAGAUAUUGGUUGUUCCAUAUAGAAGGGAGGCUUACUUGGAAAUGGAAUUAAAAGAGUCUGUUUCUGCUAUCUUCAAGUAUAUUGAAAAAACACCUCUUAAUAUAAAAGGAACACGUGUGAAAAUAAGUGUUCCUGGAAAGAAAAAAUCACAGAGCAAAGACGUGAAGAAAAAGCCUUCAGAUUCAAAGAAAACAUCUACUUUAAAAAAAGACUCAGAUCCUUCAAAAACUGUUGAAACUGUGACUUCAACUUCCACUACUACCAAAAUUGGACAAGCCAAGCCAUCAGCUAAAGUGAACAAGCCUUCUGGGAAAUCCUCAAGUGCUGUGAAGUCUGUGAUAACGGUAGCUGCUAAAGGUAAUAAAGCUUCGGUCAAAAUAGCAAAACCAAUUGGAAAGAAGUCCCUAGAAGUCAAAAAGCCUGGCAUUGUGAAAAACAAAGACUCUACUAAACCUUUGAUGGAACCAGAAAAUUCUGAUGUUAAGACCAAUGUGGAAGACAAAGCUGCUGAAAAUAGUAUUAAAGAAACAGUUACAGCAGCUGCUUCAAAGAAAACUGAAAAGCACGGACCAGUCAGCAAGGAAACAGAGGGAAUGUGUGUGGUCCUGGUGGGUAAUUUGCCUACUAAAGGUUAUUCUGUGGAAGACAUUUGUAACCUAGCCAAACCAUUUGGUGGUUUGAAUGAUAUUUUACUUUUAUCAUCCCACAACAAGGCAUUCAUAGAAAUAAGUAAAAAAUCUGGAGAUUCUAUGGUGAAAUUUUACAAUUGCUUUCCAAUAUCAUUGGAUGGAAAUCAGCUCUCAUUGAGUAUGGCUCCUGACAACGUGGCUAUAAAAGAUGAGGAAGCUAUUUUUAUGACCUUGAUUAAAGAAAGUGACCCAGAGGCUAGCAUAGAGAAAAACUAUAAUCGAUUUGUACACUUUGAUAACUUGCCUGAAGAUGGACUUCAAUGUGUACUUUGUAUUGGACUUCAGUUUGGAAAAGUGGUUCAUCACAUAUUCAUGAAUAAUAAAAACAAGGCAAUUCUUCAGUUAGACAGUCCUGAGUCAGCUCAGUCAGUGUACCACUUCCUGAAAGAAAACCCACAAAACAUAGGAGACUAUGUGCUGACCUGCACCUUAUCUCCAAAGAUAGACAUACUAGAGGUAAGAGGUGUUUUGGAAAAAGACUCAGAACAAGGAAGAGAGAGCCCUGACUUGAAAAACAAUCCAGUUGAUGAGAAUGAGGUGCAAACAGCAGCUGAUAGUCCCUCUGUUAAACAUGAUGAGGUUGAAGAAGAGUCUGCUUCCAGCAUUCAAGCAGAACCUUCUGUGCAACUGGAAGAACCUUGCGAGGAACAGCUUGAAAAGACACUUUCUGACUCUGACUUUGCUCUUGUACCAUUGGAAGUUGAACCUCAGGGGGAAGAAAUCAAAGUAGAAAUUCCUCUGGUGGCAUCUACUCCAGGCUGUAUUGAGCUAUUCACGGAAGAUGUAGAGGAGUCUACUUUAAACCAGCAUGUGUUUUCCACUGACUUUGAGAAAGAAGAGGCAGAAAUUGUUAACCCUGAAACAGAUUUCCCAACGUCUGACAGUUUGUUUUUAGAAGAAGGGAACAUAAAGGAAAUUCUAGAAGAAUCUCCAUCUGAAACAGAAGACUUCUUCUCUGGAAUUACACAGUCUAUGGUUGAAGCUGUAGCUGAAGUGGACAAACAUGAGACUGUUUCAGAAAGAGUGCCGUCUGCUUGUGUUGUGGCCAUGGUACCAGGAAUUUCUACUGAGGAUGAGACUGUGAUGAGCAGAAAGGGAAUUUCAGAAAAAAGUAGCUUCAAUGAAAGAGAAGAGAGUGAAUUCAAUACACUGGAUCUACAGACAAGAAGAGAGGAGGUUGAACAGAGUGAAGCUGAAAUGAUUACAGAGAAAUUGGGAAAAAAUGUGGAAGUGAUGAAAGAAAAGCCUGUGGAAAACACCAUAGCCAAGGCACACUCAAGUAAAGGAGGGGCCCAGGCCAGCAAGUCUGACGAAAUGAGUAAAACCACUGUGUCUGCUCUGUCCAGCAGGAAAUCACCCAUCAAGGCUGCCCUUGUCUCCUCUCCAAGGGUAAAAGCUACAACUCCAAAAUCAGAAAACCAGAAAAGUUUUCUAAAAUCUGUGCUCAGAGAUCAAAUAAAUGCUGAAAAGAAACUUGCAGCCAGGGAACUGGGUUUCCAUAAACUUCUAAGUGCUGGAUCAGGCAUGGCUGAAAGCAGCAAAUUUAGACUCGCUCAGAGUGGUGGUGCCAGAGUUGGAAGUGGAAGGUUCUCAGCCCCACAAGGCAAGGCAUCUAAACUGGAUUACAGGGAUUCUAAACAGUCUCAGGAAACACCAGUGAAAUCCUCCGUCAUGAAACGGGAUGACAGCAACAAGACUUCCGUUGGGCAAAAUACUAAGAAUUCUAAAAGCGCCACUGGCAGAAGUUCCAAGUCUAAAGAGGAACCAUUAUUUCCAUUUAAUUUGGAUGAAUUUGUUACUGUGGAUGAGGUUAUAGAAGAGGUUAAUCCAUCUCAAGCCAAGCAGAAUCCACCAAAGGCAAAGAGAAAAGAAGCUUUCAAAACUAUGCCUUCCUCUCCACUGAACGUAAAGAGGAAAAAAGGAGAAAGUUGUGCACGCCAUGUUGUUGAGGGAGAAGUGUCUUUUGUCACAUUGGAUGAAAUUGGAGAAGACGAUGAUGCCGCUGCACCACUUGCACAGGCUCUCGUCACUGUGGACGAGGUCAUUGAUGAAGAAGAAUUAAAUAUGGAAGAGAUGGUGAAGGAUUCAAAUACGUUGCUUACAUUAGAUGAAUUAAUCGACCAGGAUGAUUCCAUUUCCCAUGGUGAACCUAAAGAUGUUACUGUCCUGUUGGUGGCUGAAGAAGACGAUCUUCUCAAACAAGAACGCUUGGUAACUGUGGAUGAAAUUGGAGAAGUAGAGGAGUUACCUUUAAAUGAGUCGACAGACAUCACUUUUGCCACUUUAAAUUCUAAAGGAGAUGAAGGAAAUACUGUAAGGGAUCCCAUUGAUUUCAUUUCUUCUCAGAUGCCGGAAGAUCCUUCUACUUUAGUUACUGUAGAUGAAAUACAAGAAGAAAACAACGACCUGCAUUUAGUGACUUUGGAUGAAGUCACUGAAGAGGAUGAAGAUGCACUUGCUGAUUUUAAUAACUUGAAAGAGGAACUUAAUUUUGUAACUGUUGAUGAAGUUGGAGAGGAAGAAGAUAGAGAAACUGACUUAAAAGUUGAGUUAGCACACAUCAAAACUGAUCCCAUCGGUCGAAAGGUUGACAGAAUAAAGAGAGGUGUGGGUCCCAAGAAAACGAAGCUUCCUUUGUCCCAAGUGAAUCAAGAAAGUGAGACUCCUAAGGGAGAAGAUCUAAAAGGCAUGGUUGAAAGCCAUUUUUCAGCUAAAGCACCAACCAAGAGAGUUAGAGCCGAGGAAACACCACCAUCAGAAAAAGUUGUUGCAUCAAAACCAGAAGAGGAGGAAGCCUUUAAAAUUAGUGAAGUUGAAGGAGACCCUGAUGACCUGAGCAGCUCAGAACCAGAACAGAAGCGUAUGAAGACUGAGGAUGAUGACAGUGCUUUAGGAAGAUCAGAGGAUCCUGAUGUCCCUGCAGAUUUAGAUUUCCUUGUGCCGAAAGCUGGAUUCUUCUGUCCAAUUUGUUCCCUCUUCUAUUCAGAUGAAAAGGCAAUGACAAGUCACUGCAAGAGUACACGUCAUAAGCAAAACACAGAGAAGUUCAUGGCCAAGCAAAGAAAGGAAAAAGAACAUGAGACUGAAGAAAGAAGUUCGAGGUGA
Molecule: messenger RNA, 6051 nt
Organism: Elephantulus edwardii (Cape elephant shrew)
Lineage: Eukaryota; Metazoa; Chordata; Mammalia; Macroscelidea; Macroscelididae
Gene: ZNF638
Product: zinc finger protein 638
Exons: 27
Coding region: 196-6051 (1951 amino acids)
Biological process (GO): regulation of RNA splicing
Cellular component (GO): nucleus
Molecular function (GO): mRNA binding; zinc ion binding
Source: RefSeq, a predicted model, not a curated record